Messenger RNA from Mesorhabditis spiculigera, 465 nucleotides. The record is from the annotation of a GenBank genome assembly. Lineage: Eukaryota; Metazoa; Nematoda; Chromadorea; Rhabditida; Rhabditidae.
AUGAGAAACGAGAUUCCGGCCGAGAUUUCCAGCCAAGAAAUGGAGGAGGGUCUCUCCGUGGAGAAGCAGCAGGAGCAGCAGCUGAUGAACAAGCUGGCCGCCGGUGGAAAACUCCCCGCACGACCGGCCUCCAAUUUUCUGCAAAAGAAGCUGCAGCAGCGCAAAUUCUUCGACUCGGGCGAUUAUGCCAUGGACAAGAGCAAACAGCAGGCGGCUGGCCCUCCGAAGCCCCAUCCGCUCGCCGCUUCGAACCAGCCGGUGCAGCCACCGAAGAUUGUCUCUCCCGUUGGACCAGCACCACCACGGUCACCCGAGCCAUCAGAUGUGACCGAGGAAGGACUGACUAUCCCGCGUCCGGAUAAUGUGCCGCAGCGAAAGGCGUCAAUCAUCAACCCGGGCGUCCAUUCCAAGUUGUCCCCCCAGCCACUCUGCCACCAUGAAAGCCACUCCGAAGUCCCUGAGGUC